GGGGCCUCGGCGGCCGCUCGCCGUUCCGCUUCUCUCGCCGCCGCUUUCACGGAAGUCGCGCCGCUGCCCUGAGUGCCGGAGCGGGGGGGGAGCGGCACUCCGUGAGGGCGCAGGCUUCGGCGGGGCCUCCGGGCCAGGUUGUAAUCGGGCGCUGCUUCCCAGGCCUGCGAUGGGGGAGAGGCUGCUGCCCACGUUCCUCCCCGUGGACAAGGACCCCGGCCUACUGCGGCUCCGCUUCACCACCCUGGCCGUCGCCACGGUGCUCUGCCCCCUCUUCGGCUUCCUGUUCUGCAUCGUUUGGUCUCUGCUGUUUAACUUCGAGGAGACAACGGCGACCCACUGCAGGGUCCCCAACUACCUGCCAUCGAUCAGCGCCGCCAUCGGCGGGGAGGCGCCCCAGCGCUACGUCUGGAGGUUCUGCAUCGGCCUGCACUCGGCUCCCCGGCUGCUGGUGGCCGUCACCUACUGGAGCCACUACUGCCGGAUCUCCUCACCCGCAACCUGGUACAGCUCGCUCUGCCUCAUCAACCUCGCCUCCAACCUCCUGGAGAACAUGGCACUGCUGCUGCUGACGUACGUCUCGUCCAGCGAGAACCACUGGGUCCACGAGAAAGCCUUUAUCACCUUCAUGGCAUCGUCCAUGCUUCACAUGUUCCUAACCUGCGUCAUCUGGCACUGGAGGCAGAAAAACACAGUAAGUCCCGAGGAGCGGACAUCCUACCGGUGGAAGAUCAGGCUCUUCGUGUUCAAUCUGACCUGCUUCCUCCUGGCGGCCGGCUGCUACCUGCGACACAAUGUUUACUGUGAGCAUGGAGUUUACACUGUCUUCUCCUUCCUGGAGUACCUCGUGGUUCUAUCCAACAUGGCCUUCCACAUGACGGCUUACUGGGACUUUGGCAACAAGGAGCUGCUGAUUGGGACCCUCCCUGCGGAGAAGAGAGUCUGAUCGAGGCCCAGGAGCCCUGCUGGGGGCUGGGAACAUGGGGACAAUUGGAGCCUGUCCAAGGCACGAUGCAGUCGGUGUCUCAAUGUGUCGGGGGGGGGGGGGGGGCUGUUGGUGGUGGGGCGAGAGGGGAGGGGAGGGCGACAGUGUGGUUCUGUCACUCCUGCCUCUCCCACAGUAUCUGAGGGUGAAAGGACACCAGUGUGUGAGCGCAGCCUGUGUACUGCUGGCUGCUCCCCUCCAUCCCCAAACAACCCAAGUGUGGUCGGCUGUCUCAGUCCGCCUGCCAUGUGGCAUCUGCGUUUUGUGUCAACACUACGGUGAAUCAAUGUUUUGUACGUUGUGUCUCUGUCAAUGGCUCCCAGUGACCCAACUGUCAAGGACACUGGGGAAUUUUGUGGUGGAAGUUUUUAGGGUGUUAAACAAACUUCAGUAAUUGGGGAAAUGCUGGAUCUUGUAAUAAAGGAUAUGAUGUCAAGACACUUAGCGAUAAAGGUGUGAUUGAGUGGAAUCGAUGUGGGUUUAUAGCAGGAAAACCGUGUUUGAUUAAUCUAUUAAUGGUUCCAGAGGUUUAGAAAAGGGGAUUUGGAUUUUGAGAAGACUUUUGAUAAGAUGCCACACUGGAGGUUGGUGAACAAGGUUAGAACCCAUGGGGCUGGGUAAUUUACUGCCCUGGGUUCAGAACAGGUCAAUGGACAAGGCACAUAGUGGGAAUAAACUGGUUGACAGUGGGGCUGAGGGAGCCACAGAGCAUAUCCAGGUCCACUGAUGACAUAAAACUAAGUGCUAAUUGGGAUGCACAGAGGCUUCAAAGGAUGGAGCUGUGGGUGGGAGAUGGAUAUAACAUGGAAAGACAGGAGCUCGUUCAAUUUGCGACCAAAAUUUUGCCAGAGGAAGUGGUUGAGGCAGGUACAUUAACAACAUUUAACAGUUACGUGAAUAGGAAAGGCCCAGAGGGAUACGGACCAAACACCGGCAAAUGGGACCGGCUUAGAUGGGCAUCUUGGUCGGCAUGGACUGGUUGGGCCGAAGGGCCUGUUUCUGUGCUGUGUUACUCUAUGACUCUAUUGUGAGACAUCGGAUAGUACUGAUGUUCGAAGGGAUCCAGAUGUCCUUGUGUGCAAGUUUCAGGCACAGCGAGUGAUUAGGAAGCAAGAGGAGUGUUGGUCUUUUAUUUAAGAUGAGUUAUGUGCAAGAGGUGUUUCACUACAAUUACACGGGGCCUUAGUGAGACCACAUCUGAAGUCCUGUGUACAAUUGCUCUCCCAGGGAAGGUAGAAGGAAUGGGGGAGUGCAGGGAACGUUCACCGGACCUGGUUUGAAGAGAUGGCUCGUCCUCUAUUCUUUGGAGUUCAGAAGAACGAGAGCUGACUCCAUCAGAAUUCUUAAAGGGCUGAGUGAGGUCAGUGUGGGGAGAUGGCUCUCUUGACUAGAGAGUCCAGGACCAGGGCUCACAUCUGGAACACCUGCUGAUCAGUGGGGCAGGUUUACGGGGCUGAUUGGCUUCUCCCUAUUUCCUGGGCUCUAUGGAAACAGCUGAGGGGUAAAGUCAGCAGAACAAUGCGAGGACAGAAAGGGUUAAACCGCAAGCACAGGUUGGGGACAUUGGGCGAGUGUUCUCUCAGGUGUAGAAGCUCAUGCUUGAGUACCUAUGGGCAAAGGUAAAUUGUAUUAACGGUCCGGGGGGGGUCUGGAGAUGGGGCUGUCCACAGUGGCUGGGUGUGGUGGGAGUUUUACUAGACAUGAGGUGAAUUAAGUGUGAUGGGCAACUGGGGCCAGGUGGUCUUGUACCUGGAUGUUGGGACUGGGGGAGGACAGGACAACUCCGGAUGGUGGAGACAGCUCCGUCUCCCGUUAAACCCCCAGCAGACCACUGGUGGAGGCAAGUGAAUGUCUCAAAAUGGCUUUAAGGGAACCUGUGCAACAAUCUGCCCCAAAUCCGUCCCAAAUCUCAUCCUCACCAGGAAUCCAUGCUCUCUGGUCCUUAUGUGGCUUUGAAACUGUUCCUCUCUUUAAUAUUAUGGAAAAUCUCUCCUUAACUUCUUGUUGCAGCUCUACAAAACUCUGGUUAGACCACACUUAGAGUACUGUGUCCAGUUCUGGUCGCCUCAUUUUAGGAAGGAUGUGGAAGCGUUGGAAAGUGUACAGAGGAGAUUUACCAGGAUGCUGCCUGGAUUGGAGAGUAUGCAUUUUGAGGAGAGACUAAGGGAGCUGGGGCUUUACUCUUUGGAGAGAAGGAGGAUGAGGGGAGACAUGAUAGAGGUGUACAAGAUAUUAGGAGGAAUAGAUAGAGUGGACAGCCAGCGCCUCUUUCCCAGGGCACCAAUGUUCAAUACAAGAGGGCAUGGCUUUAAAGUAAUGGGUGGUCAGUUCAAGGGAGAUGUCAGAGGGAGGUUUUUUCACCCAGAGAGUGGUUGGGGCACGGAAUGCGCUGCCUGGGGCGGUGGUGGAGGCAGGUACAUCGGUCAAAUUCAAAAGAUUGUUAGAUAAGCAUAUGGAGGAAUUUGAAAUAGAGGGAUAUUUGGGAGGAAGGGGUUAGAUUGUCUUAGGCAAGGUUUAAAGGUUGACACAACAUUGUGGGCCGAAGGGCCUGUAUUGUGCUGGACUUUCUAUGAUUCCAUGAUUAACCUUUCCUAUCGCCCACAGCUUCCAUAAACUUCAGUCAGCUGUGACCCAUGGCUCAGACUCUGGAUCUGGAGAUUAGCGUUGUGGCUCAAUUAUACAGUCAUACCACUCAGAGAUAGGCCCUUCGGCCCACUGUAUUUGUACUGACCAUUGAGUCCAUGCACUAAUCCCAUUCAGCAGCACUUGGUCCGUAGCCUUGUCCAGAUAGGUAAACAUUGUGAGGUUCUGCCCCCCUACGCCCCCUCACACUGCCCCUGGGGUGAGUGCCUCCCUGUGUCCCAACUUCCACAACCCAAGCCGUCACCUUCACUCACUUCCCCCAGACCUGAUGGCACCAGUGACCCCAGCCCCCAACCCCUCCCACCCACCGGAUCCCUGCGGUCGCCCCGAGCCUCUGGUUGGCAAGCGGUAACGGGUGGUGUGCCUCGGGGACAGGCUAGAGGAGAUGGGGAGGAAAGGGAGUGUCCGGUGGAGUGAGGAGGCUGCAGAGGGUUCUGUGGAGUGGACUGUAAGGUGGGACAGUGGGAACGUGUUCCGUUUGGCAGGGUAAUGAAACAAUUCUGAUCUAAAUGGUGCUGGAUUGUGGACUCUGGCAAUUCUGCUGCACGGUUUGCAGGAGGCUAGUCUGCAGGUACAGAGUCAUACAACACAGGAACAGGCCCUUCAGCCCAACUGGUCCAUGCUGACCAAGAUGCCCAUCCAAGCCAGUCCCAUUUGUCAGUGUUUGACCCAUAACCUUCUAAACCUUUCCCAUCCAUAGACCUGUCCAAGUGUCUUUUAAAAGUUGUUAUUGCACCUGCCUCACCCACUUCCUCCGGCAGCUCGUUCCACAUAGAUACCUCCCUUUGUGUAAAAACAAAGUUGCCCCUCAAUUUUCUCUUAAAUCUCUCCGCUCUCACCUUAAACCUAUGCCCUCUAGUUCUUGAUUCCCCAAUUCUGGGGAAAAAGACUGAGUGCAUUCACCCUAUCUAUGCCCCUCAUGAUUUUAUACACCUCCAUAAGGUCACUCCUACACUCUAAGGAGUAGCGUCCUCGCCUGUCCAACCUCUCCCUAUAACUCAGUCCCUCAAGUCCUGGCAACAGCCUUGUAAAUCCUUUCUGCACCCUUUCCAGUUUAAUGACAUCUUUCCUGUAACAGGGCGACCAGAACUGAACACAAUACUCUAAGUGCGGCCUCACCAGCACCCUGUACAACUGCACCGUGACCUCCCAACUUCUGUACUCACUGCCCUGACUGAUGAAGGCCAGCCUGCCAGAUGUGUUCUUCACCACCCUGUCUACCUGCAACUCCACUUUCAGGGAACCGUGUACCUAUAUUCCAAGGUCCUUCUGUUCUACAACACUCCCCAGGGACCUACUGUUCACUGUGAAAGUCCUACCUGGAUUUGACUUUCCGAAAGGAAGUCCUUAAGACCAUAAGAUAUAGGAGCAGAAUUAGGCCAUUCGGCCCAUCGAGUCCGCUCCGCCAUUCAAUCACGGCUGGUUUCCUUUCCAACCCCACUCUCCCGCCUUCUCCCCAUAACCCUUAACCCCCUCACCAAUCAAAAACUUAUCAAUCUCUGCCUUAAAUGUACCCAAUGACUUGGCCUCCACAGCCGUCUGUGGCAACGAAUUCCACAGAUUCACCACCCUCUGGCUAAAGAAGUUCCUCCACAUCUCAGUUCUAAAGGGACAUCCCUUUAUUCUGAGGCUGUGCCCUUGGAUCCCAGACUCUCCCACUGAUGGAAACAGCCUCUCCAUGUCCACUCUAUCCAGGCCUUUCAUUAUCUGGUAGGUUUCAAUGAGAUUCCUUCUCAUCCUUCUGAACCCCAUCGAGUACAGGCCCAGAGACAUCAAACGCUCCUCAUACGUUAACCCUUUCAAUCCUGGGAUCGUUCUUGUGAACCUCCUCUGUCGGCCAAUUUCAAUCUGCACUGUGAACUCAUUUACAAUGUACUGUGUGCAUUCAAGGAUAAAACCCUCAGUCCUUUAUUCACUGUCUCCCUGCUUGAAGUUGACCUCAUGUUGCAUGAAGUUAUAUUCCUAACCUUUUCUAAACUCUGUCCUUUUUAUUCUAGAGACUUCAGUAACCUCUUCUGCGCUCUGCCUGCCUUUAACCUUUUCCACAAUUUUCCAUGCUGUUGAACCCCAGUGUUAAGUUUAAAGCCCUAUCUACAGCCCUAAUUAUGUGAUUUGCCAGGACCCUGGUCCCAGCGUGGUUCAGGUGGAGCCCGUCCCAUCGGAACAGCCCCCUCCUUCCCCAAUACUGGUGCCAACGUCCCACGAAUUCAAACCCACUUCUCCCACACCAAUCUCUGAGCCACGCGUUUACCUCUUUAACCUUCUUGACUCUCUGCCAAUUGGCGUGUGGCUCAGGUAACAAUCCAGAAAUGAUUACCUUUUUGGUUCUGCUUUCUAAUUUAGUCCCUAGCUGUUAGAAGUUGGCGAGUUAACUAACUAAGUCAUUAGAAAAACUAAAGACUUCAUCGAGAGGGGAACUGAGGCACAUCUGACAUUCGGGGUACAGUAUCUGUCUGCCUGUGUGAGGAUGUGAACACUUUUGGAGGGUUACCAGACUGAUACCUGGAAUGGGAAGAGUUGUAGGGCCUCAUACUUUUAUACACUCCAUCAGGUCUCCCCUCGGCCUGCUUCGCUCCAGGGAACCCAGACCCAGCCUCUCCAGUGUCUCCUUAUAGAUGAACCACUCCAUCCAGGCACCAUCCUGGGGUGCCCCCUCCACACCCCCUCCAGUGCAGUCACGUCCUUCCUGCAGUGUGGGACCAGAACUGUACUCAGUGCUCCAGCUGUGGGUUGACCAGUUUCAUAAAGUUGUAACAUAACAUUCCAGCUCUGUACUGUGCUGUGGUUAAUGAAGACAAGCAUCCCAUACCCCACCUUCAUCAUCUUGCCCGUCUGUACUGCCACUUUCAGGGAUCUUUGGACUUGUACCUGAAUGUCCCUCUGUUCACCAGCACUCCCUAGGGCCCGACCAUCUGCUCUGUAUGUCCUACCCUUGUUCAUCUUUCCAACAUACAUCACCUCGCACUUGUCAGGAUUAAACUCCAUCUGCCAACGCUCCCUACAACUUUCCAACUGAUCUACAUCCUCCUGUGGCUUUAGAAAACCUUCCUUGCUGUGCACAACACCACCGGUGCUGGAGGUUGCCUAGUGAGGAAGGGUUUCAGCGUCUGUACCUGCUGCAUGUUGGGAGGGUGGGAGGGUGGGAGGGGACGAUGAAACAGGAGCUCUGGAAGGACCUUAGAAUGGAUAUGGAGAGGUUGUCUCCUCUGGGAGAAUCUAAGUGACCAUCCUUCAGCUCUCCUCCCAGCUCAGGAGCAGAGUCACAGUCAGACACUCACCAUUGCACAGGAUAAAUGCCCCACAGCUCCAGAGACCCGGGUUCAAUCCCGACCUCCAAUCCUGUCUGUGUGGAGUUUGUACGUUCCCCGUGGGUUUCCCCCGGGGGCUCUGGUUUCCUCCUACAUCCCAACAAUGUGUGGGUCGGUGGGUUAAUUGGCCGCUAUAAGUUGUGUAGGUAGAAGGAUACAAAGUCGGUUGAUGGGGUGGGGUGAGAGAGUGAGUUGGAGGGUUACAGGGAAAUGAGAGAGGGGGUGGGUGUGAUGGGGCUGGCAUGGAGCUAAUAAGCUGAGUGGUCACCCAUGGGUUGUGGCGGCGGGCGGCCAAGGGUUCUGGCCGGUCCACCUGCCUGCCCGUCUUCCGGGCUCAUGUCCGCGUGCGGGUGUCCUUGGAGAGGGAGCACGCGGUAAUCAUGGGCACCCUGGGAGAAUUCUGCGAUCGGUGGGCCCCUUGGGAUCGCGUGUGUCGCGGACGGUGAGAAUGCAAUUCUCUGAUGUGUUGUGUGGUGCGUUUAGUGGGCGUUUAGUUAGCGUUGUUUUGCUGUAGUUCUGUAGAUGCUUAGUUUGUUUUCUCUUUCUGUAUUAGUUGUAGUGUAGUGACACUGGGUGUCCUUGUUGUAGUGCUUUUAAUUAAUAAAUGUUUAUAUAA
Messenger RNA from Pristis pectinata (smalltooth sawfish), 7552 nucleotides. RefSeq names its product post-GPI attachment to proteins 2 (gene pgap2). Gene Ontology annotation, biological process: GPI anchor biosynthetic process. The record is from RefSeq and is a predicted model, not a curated record. Gene Ontology annotation, cellular component: Golgi membrane; endoplasmic reticulum membrane. The transcript has 6 exons. NCBI's taxonomy places the organism in Eukaryota, Metazoa, Chordata, Chondrichthyes, Rhinopristiformes, Pristidae. The coding region runs from base 170 to 946 and encodes 258 amino acids.